UCCUCUUCACUGCAUGCUGUUGCUGUAUGGAAAAGAGCUGCUUGGAAAUCCUGCAAAAUAUCGAUGUCAUGCAAUGUGAAAGGUGCGCUGAUGCCUGCUGUGAUGAGGAGGAGGCAGAGGAAUGUCUGAUUGCGCGCGAGGGGCGUGGAAGACAGAGCCACUAAAGCAGGAUUCAGCAGUCCUUUUCAAACGGAGAAGUUUCCAGGCAUGGCGAGGUGAGACGCGAGUGCGACGAUAGCGUGCGCUUAAAGCCCGACUGCCGCGGCUGGCCUUCGAGACGAUACUCCUGCAAAUGCUCAAAGCGAGCGUCGCGGGUGGUCAGCUCAGCUCGUCGUUAAACACCGCCGCUGCGCCCUGAUCAUCUUCCAUCAUCCGAGCCAGUGCGACACUCGAGGUUUCAGCUGCAUCAGACACCCAGCAGCAGCAGCAGCAGCAGCAGCACAUAUGAGCGGGGCCGUGUAUCGCUGAUGUUUGGAAAAAUGUGUCGGUGCUGCCGCUCCCCUGCGGUUCAAUCCUGAGCUGCGCCAGCAUAUACUGAACCUGUGACUGAUUUAAACCAUGGAGCCCAAACCCGACUGCUGCCCUUCAUCCGUGCCCAACUCUCAAUGUGAACUGCAGCUCAACAUCUACGAGACUAUCAGCGAGGGGAAUGUGAAUAAACUGGAGAGCUCAGCGCUGGUGCGCGCCGGCAGCGACCCCAGCUCCUACCUGUCAUCCAAACGCCAGCGGUUUAUCCGCAGGAGACUGUGGUUCACCGAUAAUGACGAGCACCAGGCGGACGAUUGCAACCCGGAGUGCGAGGAGCAGAAUAAGAUGCUCAGCAUCAACCUGCUGACCAUUGUGGACCGAUCUCUGGCCAUCCGAUCCAGUUUACCAGAAGGAUUGAGCACGGAGAGCCAGACGGCUCAGAAAGAGCUGGAGAGCGGCAGCGCAGACGCGGAGAAGGAGAGAACCGACCUCAAAACAGACACGAUGGAUGGCGUCAAGACUAACAUAAAGGCGGCCAGUGAGGAGAACGAGGAGGCUGAGAUGAAGGCUGUGGCCACCUCUCCCGGCGGACGCUUUCUCAAGUUUGACAUCGAGAUCGGUCGCGGCUCCUUCAAGACGGUCUACAAGGGCCUGGACACGGACACCUGGGUGGAGGUGGCCUGGUGUGAACUUCAGGACCGCAAGCUGACGAAGGUGGAGAGGCAGCGCGUUAAAGAGGAGGCUGAGAUGUUGAAGGGUCUCCAGCACCCAAACAUCGUGCGCUUCUAUGAUUUCUGGGAGUCUCCGCUGAAGGGGAAGAAGUGCAUCGUGCUGGUGACAGAGCUCAUGACGUCAGGCACGCUCAAAACGUAUCUGAAGCGCUUCAAGGUGAUGAAACCCAAAGUGUUGCGCAGCUGGUGUCGUCAGAUCCUCAAAGGCCUGCACUUCCUUCACACACGCACUCCUCCCAUCAUCCACCGGGACCUGAAGUGUGACAACAUCUUCAUCACGGGGCCCACGGGCAGCGUGAAGAUUGGAGACCUGGGUCUGGCCACGCUCAAAAGAGCCUCCUUCGCCAAGAGUGUGAUCGGUACGCCAGAGUUCAUGGCUCCAGAGAUGUACGAGGAGCACUACGAUGAGUCCGUGGACGUCUAUGCGUUUGGCAUGUGCAUGCUGGAGAUGGCCACGUCUGAAUACCCAUAUUCAGAGUGCCAGAACGCCGCUCAGAUCUAUCGCAAGGUCACCAGCGGGGUGAAGCCUGCCAGUUAUAAUAAGGUGAUGGAUCCUGAGGUGAAAGAGAUCAUUGGCGAGUGUAUUUGUCAGAAUAAGGAGGAGCGUUACUCCAUCAAGGACCUGCUGAAUCACGCGUUCUUCGCGGAGGACACCGGCGUGAGGGUGGAGCUGGCGGAGGAGGACGACGGCUUGAAGACGUGCAUUGCGCUGAAGCUGUGGGUGGAGGAUCCCCGCAAGCUGAAGGGCAAGUACAGGGACGGAGGAGCCAUCGAGUUCAGCUUCGACCUGGAGAAGGAGGUCCCUGAAGCCGUGGCGCAGGAGAUGGUUGAGUCUGGUUUCUUCCAUGAGAGCGAUGCAAAGAUAGUGGGCAAGUCUCUCCGUGACCGAGUGGCUCUGAUCAAGUGGCGCAGGGAGAGGACGGUGCCGAGAGCCUCCCAGGCCGUGCCGGGUGAGACGGGGCCCGUCCUCUGUGAACCGCCCAGUCUGCUGGAGCCUGAAGAGCCGGAGGUGGAUCAGCAUGUCCUCAUGUGUCCGCUCGGUGCCAGGACCACCUCCACCACAUCUGACAGUGGCAUCGGCUCAAACGUGUACUCGGACUCCCACAGCAGUGGUCUGCACAGUGUCAUACACCAGUCAUUACAGGAAUCUGUCUCCACAGCAAACCAGCAGUAUUCUGUUCUGAGAGUCCAAAGCCAGGCUGCACCGGCUGCAGCUCAACACAUGCAGAUGUACCCUCCUGUCUCCUCAGAGACCCCCGCGCAGGCCACCGGACAGAUUCUGUCCACUCCCCAGCCGCUGGCACUUCUGCAGGGCGUCUCGACUGCACCACAAACCGUGAAUCCACAGCAGCUCGCAUCUACAAGUCAGACUGCAGAGUUGAACGCGCAGGCCCAUGUGCAGCAUCAGCCUGCCUCUGUGCCACAUAGUGCCACGCGUCCGAGUUACCAUCCUGCCGCAGCAGAGCUAGCCAUUGCACACACAUUUCCACCCAUGCAGCACACUGAACUCAGUCUCCCAUCUAAAACAGAAGCAGCGCUGCCUGCAGAUCAGAGUUUUCAGAGCGGAGCAUCUGUACAGCCUCAACAAACACCUGUGUUACAACAUUUGCAGCAACCAACUGCGAAUGCCACAACAGAUGGGCAACACCGCGACUUCUCAAACGUGCAGCAAACUGCUCCUGUGCAGCUGAGCCAGACCGGCCCUGCACCACCUGUCCCACAGGGAGCCCAGCACCAAACUGUACAUGUGGACCAGAACUCUUCGGGUAGCUCCGAUCACGCCCGUGUCUCUCAGAUGAUGACACACUUGACUCCAGCUCCUGCUCAGAGCUCCAGCUUCCCGUCCCACAGCAGCUAUAAUGUGCCUCAGCCUGCUACAGUACCGCAGCUCUCGCCCUUCAGACCCGUCCUCGACACAUUCGGCUCUGCUGUGACCGUGGACCAAAACCAGCCUCAUCAGCACUCCAGCCAAGCCUUUUUACCCCCCGUCCUGCAUGCUGGAGCCGGUGCCAGCCACCUGGGCAGCGGCAGUGUUACUCCAGUGCAGCAGCACAGCACCAGCGGCUGUGGAGGAACCUCCACUGAAAUAUUCACUGAGGAGCAUGUUCCUGAUACACAGGCAGCACCAGCUGGGUCCACUUAUGACAGUAUAAACUCAGAUGCCACAGCCGGUAAAGAGGUGAGCGAUGGGAACGAGGGUUCCAGCAGGGCUCGCAGUGAAUCACGAGUGCGAAAACCCAAUCGCAAAACGUCCCGCACGCGCUUCCGGCAAGACACGAUCAACAGACCCAAACUCACCAUGAUCAAAGUGUGUGACACAGGAGACAAGAUGGUGGAGUGUCAGCUGGAGACUCAUAACCAUAAGAUGGUGACGUUUAAAUUUGACCUUGAUGGAGAUGCUCCAGAGGAGAUUGCCACAUAUAUGGUUGAGAAUGAGUUUAUUCUGUUGCUGGAGAGGAAGAUGUUUAUUGAGCAGCUGAAGGAGAUCAUGGAUAAAGCUGAGGACAUUCUGAAUGAGGACGCUGGGGGUGAGAAGGCAUCUGUCCAGACCUCACCGCUCCGUCAGACGCCCGUUGCAGCAGACUCCGGCAUGCAGGGGUCAAAACCUGAGCGCACGCAGUCUGACCAGCUAGUCUACAAACAGAACGUGCUUCACACCGGAAAGCGCUGGUUCAUCAUCUGUCCUGUGGCUGAGACGGCCGCGCCUGACAGAGAAGAGGCCGUCUCCAACCCAGAGAGCUCCUCUACAUCUCAAAUGCAGGAUGUCAACACAGCCGGUGCCAAACCUCUGCAGAAGCGGCCAUCAUUGCUCUCUGAGGUCGCUCCGUUGGCCGAGGGCCCUCAAGCUGCCUGUGCGGCGGGUGUUUCUGUGGUUUCUGACAUCCCGUGCUGCCCCCUUGUGCCUCCUGUUUCACUCGAUGUGGUGGCUCAGAAAGCCAUGGAGGGCCCUCAGCAGCCCGUCGCCCACACCAGCAGCCCCAGCUCAGAGCCGCCCUUGAGCCAGACCCAGCCCGUGGUGCUGCAGCAGCCCUUUGCCACGGCCACUCCACAGGCUUCUGUCACCAGCGGUCAAUCACAGCUCCAGAGCCCCACCCAUCAGCCCCAGAGCUCCACCCAUCAGUCUCAAAACUCCACCCAUCAGCCCCAGAGCCCCGCCCAUCAGCCCCAGAGCUCCACCCAUCAACCUCAAAACUCCACCCAUCAGCCCCAGAGCCCCGCCCACCAGCCCCAGAGCUCCACCCAUCAGCCUCAGAGCCCAACGCAUCAGCCUCAGAGCUCCACCCAUCAGCCCCAGAGCCCCACUCAUCAGCCCCAGAGCUCCACCCAUCAGCCUCAGAGCCCCACCCAUCAGCCCCAGAACGCCCCGCAGGUGCAGCCGGGCGAAUCAGACGGGGAAGGGCCACCCAGGCUGGAGUUUGCAGACAGAACCAUAAAGACUCUGGAUGAGAAACUGCGAAACCUUUUGUACCAAGAGUACCACCCCUCGCAAACCGUGAGCUCCGCCUCCGAGCCGCCCGGAUCACCUCCGCUGUCCGACAGCCAAGGCAGUGAUGGAGCCGUGAGGAAUGCAGAAAAACUGCCUCAGAUUCCAGAGAGGUCUGACAGUCUCGGGACCUUGAGUGAUUCUGCUGUUGCCCCCUUCAAAAGACUUCUGACCAGAAAAGACUCCGGGGCCACUUCUGCUACACACACAUCUAAGAGCAACUUCCAGAUUGAGCAGACAGAUUCAGAUGUGUCUUCUCAUGAUGGUGGAGGAGAUCAUGUGAUUGAUUUUGAGUCUGUUCCUGUAACUGAGAACGGACACAGAUCCACAUCAAAGUCACAAAGCAACAGUUACUCAGCACCUCCUGACUUAUAUCAGGACACAACUACUUCCUUUCCAGAGGCCAGACCCACAAUGCCUUGCGCUCAGAGCUUGCUGUCAGCGGAUGGGACAGCGCAGUACCUGUCCUCUGACACAGGAGAGGAGGGUCAGAGCGAGACUCCAUCUGUUAAGCCCACUUCUCCAGCUCCUGCCCCGUCAGAGUGCAGCGGCGGGGACUUCAUGAAGCGGGCGGUGGCUUUCCUCCGGCACUCGGGUCACAGCAGCAGUGUCCAAAGCUCCGACUCGCCCCCUUGUCCUCUGGUGAACGGACACGCCCCCUCAGUUAGCGGCCACGCCCACUCCGCUUACGUCAGCAGUGAUAACGACUCUGAAUUUGAGGACACUGAUAUGAAACGAGAGCUGCAGAAGCUGAGAGAGAAGCACAUGAAGGAGAUCUCCGAGCUUCAGGCUCAUCAGAGAGGAGAGAUCGAGCAGUUGUAUUCUCGGUUAGGUCGACCGUUUCCUCCCAGCAUGGGCUUCUUGCAUGCAGUGCCGCCUACAGGCCGCUGCCGCAGAGCCUCCAAACACAAGCUGAAGGGAAGCCGACUGCUCAAUCCCAUGGUGCAACAGCUUAGGAACAACCGAAGCAACAGCUCUACUGAGACGUGCUCCAGUGUGUCGGGGUCUCCGGUCAAGAGUUCGGAUCUGGGUAACAGCUCAGUGGGAUCCAGCACAGCCACGCUGAGCCCCAUGUCAGAACCACUGGAGCCGGUCCAGACUCAGCAGCCCUGCUCGCUCAAGGUCUCUCUGUCCUCUGACAACAUCUAUGGCCCCACCACACACACAGCACCCCAACAAGGCUGGACCGUUUACCACCAAACAUCUGAGCGAAUCACCUAUAAAUCUAGUAGCAAACCACGCACUAGAUUCCUCAGUGGACCCGUGUCUAUGUCCAUCUGGUCUCAUAGUACUGGUGCUGCCCAUGUGACUUCAGCAUCCAAUCAGAACCUGCCUCCCGCAGCCAUGCCUGCUUCAUCCUCUCGGCCGAUCACGGUGCUCGUUCAGGCUCAAGCAAACAACAGCAACAACAAAAGCGGUACCUUCACCGAUGAUCUACACAAGCUGGUUGAUGAUUGGGCAAAAGAAACUCUUGCCUCCGCCCCUCAGCUCCGCCCCUCUGUGUGUCAGAGUAGACCGCAGAGAUCUCAUCAGUCCUUCCAGACCAGCCCCACUCCAAUGGCCAGAGUCCCCAAUCAGAUAAGGGGAUCAAUCCCUCAGUCAGCUGUGAAGUUCCAUCUACCACUGUCCUGUCCUCUGUCAGCAGCUCUGGGUCCCAUCAUGCCUCAUGGCAUCACCAGUACCCCGUCACCCAUCCUCCAGCAGGGCGGAUACUUGAUGCCCACCGUCCCCUUUGCUGGGAUGAUGCCAGCCCCUGUGUAUCCAAACCAGUGGUCCGGUUUGCCCAGUCCAGUGUUUGCUACGGCCGGUAUGAUCCCGUACCCUGCCAUGGGCAGCCCAGCACUGCAGACUUUUCCUCUGGUGGUGAAAAGCCCAGACGCCCCGAUGUGCCCCAGCAAAGCCAGGACUGCAUAAGAGUGCCACCCUGCACUCCAAACACAGCAACAUACACUGGUUUUUGCGUAAAGCUAAUCAAUGUACACUUGCAGAAGGAUAAUCAUGCAAACUCAACACAACUGAUUACAAGUCAAGUCACCUUUAUUUGUACAGCGCUUUAUACAAUACU
Messenger RNA from Sinocyclocheilus anshuiensis, 6748 nucleotides. Its product is annotated as serine/threonine-protein kinase WNK2. Lineage: Eukaryota; Metazoa; Chordata; Actinopteri; Cypriniformes; Cyprinidae. The transcript is spliced from 27 exons. The record is from RefSeq and is a predicted model, not a curated record. Gene Ontology annotation, molecular function: ATP binding; protein serine/threonine kinase activity. The coding region runs from base 559 to 6597 and encodes 2012 amino acids. Gene Ontology annotation, biological process: protein phosphorylation.